Pterocles gutturalis (yellow-throated sandgrouse) is the source of this 888-nucleotide messenger RNA. RefSeq names its product MAX network transcriptional repressor (gene MNT). NCBI's taxonomy places the organism in Eukaryota, Metazoa, Chordata, Aves, Pterocliformes, Pteroclidae. The record is from RefSeq and is a predicted model, not a curated record. Gene Ontology annotation, molecular function: RNA polymerase II cis-regulatory region sequence-specific DNA binding; DNA-binding transcription factor activity, RNA polymerase II-specific. Gene Ontology annotation, biological process: regulation of transcription by RNA polymerase II.
ACUUUAAAGAGGAAGGAGAAGGAGUAUGAACACGAGAUGGAGCGGCUGGCCAGAGAGAAGAUCGCUACCCAGCAGCGACUGGCGGAACUGAAGAACGAGCUGAGCCAGUGGAUGGACAUCCUGGAGAUCGACAGAAUUAUCCGACAGACAGUUCAGCCGGAGGAUGACCAGGCAUCUACCUCCACAGCAUCAGAGGGUGAAGACAACAUGGAUGAGGACAUGGAAGAUGACAGGCCAGUGAACUCGUUACCAAAACUAACCCAGCGCCAGCACCCGGAGCUGCUGAAAGCCGUCCCUUCCGCCGCUGCUCCCCACCACCCGGCGGUUCUGCCCCAGCACCUCUCCAUCCAGCAGAAACAGCCCCCCGCGCACGCACCGCCUCCCAUCCAGACACAAGCACUGGUCCAGCCGCAGGCGAUCGUCCCCGCACAGACAGUGCAAUCGACUGUUAUUGCCCACACCGCCACUACCCACGCCUCGGUCAUCCAGACUGUCAACCACGUGAUUCAGGGUCCACAGACCAAGCACAUUGCUCACAUUGCACCUUCCACCUCCAGCCCCGUGCAACUCACCACUGCUGCUCAGCCCAUCGGCCACAUCACUGUGCACCCGGCCACCAUCAACCACAUGGCCCACCUGGGCCAGCAGCUGCCCAUCUACCCCCAGCCCGUGGCCGUCAGCCAGCCCGUGGUGAGCCACAUCGCCCACACCAUCUCGCACCAGCAAGUGAAUGGAACCACAAACCUGGGCCAGCAAGCGAUGAUGGCCAAGCCUGCUGUAGGAACCCAGGUUGUCCAUCACCCGCAGCUGGUUGGGCAAACGGUCCUAAACCCGGUGACUAUGGUGACCAUGCCGUCAUUCCCAGUGAGCACGCUGAAGCUGGCCUAG